AUGGUUUUUAUGAGGUGGAUGGACACACGCAAGGUCCCUGUCUGCUCUAUAAUCCACCAGGAAUUCUCUGGAAGCACUGUGCAGAGGAGAAUCAAAACUCUGAAUGGCGACUGGCCCACCAAAUCCAUUCCAUACCCAACACAUGUCAUGGAAUAUAACACGCACAUGGGAGGUGUCGAUCUGUCAGACCAACUGAUACAGUACUUGCGCUGGUACCAGACAUUGUUCCUCCACUUCCUGGACAUUGCAACCACAAACAGCUUCCUCCUUCACAAGGAGCUCUGCAGAGAGAAGCAGGAGGAACCCAUGACCCACAGGGCUUUCCUGGAGGAGCUGACAGCCCAGUUGUGUGGUCUCACAGUUGUGGUCCCUCCUGCCAAGGCAAAGAGUGGCCACUUACCUGUGGCAAUCUCCAACCAACUCGAUACAAGCAGGAAGGCCUCUUAUGGACUGUGGAUGCUGACAAGGUGGGCCACCAACAGAGUGGAAGGAGAAGGAGGAGAAGAGGAAGGCCCUCUCCCCCAGACCAACCACAGAUAUCCCCUCCAUGACCAGGAGGAAUACCCCAUUCUGGUGCAAGGUCACACAUGGCUGGAACGUGUUGCCCUGGCCAGCUUAUGCACCCGUGAAACCCCUGAUCUCAUGGUCCAGCCCGUCUUCCGUCUCCAUGGCAUACCUCUGGACAUCGUUUCCGACCGUGGACCUCAGUUCAUCUCACAGGAGCGUGAGAUAGCGCUUCCCUCAGUCCUGACACACCUCCGUUGCUACCAUGGAAAAAUGCCAGUUCUGCCUUUCUCUAUUCCGCUGAACAUGACCGGCAAGUAUGCACCAGGUCAAAAAGUUUGCCGUUCAUCAAGAAAUAUCCCACUUAAGACCAACUCAAGGAAUAUUGGUCCCCUGUUUGUUUGUUUUUCUGUGUGUCUGCCUGGGCAUGGUGCUCCAUUCCUGCCUUUGCUGCCAUCACCUGCACACCCAGUUCUCCCUCUACCACCUACUUCCUGCACACCUGAGACUCAUCCACCAAUCAAGACUCUGUAGUAUACCCGGUUCUUCACACCAGUCAUUGCCAGAUAGUUCCAUUUGCAUCACGGCCAAGUACCUUAGUCUUGUUGUUGCCUCUUGCAUUUGAGUCCAGAAAUCCCUGUGAUCCCAACACUAACACACAGUUAAACCUGGUGGGCAGACAGUACAAGGAGAGGGGAUAACUGAUUAAUCUUUUUUGAGAAACUUGCUUUUUAAGUGUCUUCAGUGGUAGGAAAAUAUGUGCAAGUCCUGUAAAAAAUGUUAUUAUUUAUUCUUAUUUCAUUUUUUUUCAGGCAAGCCCGUUCAGUUUUAACCUUUUUAUCCAUUGUUCUCUUACAUUACCAUGUGCAAAGUACCAGUAUCCAUUGCUAGGCCUGGCUGACACACAAAGGAUCAGGGAAAGGGGGAAAAGUCUACAUUUUACAGCUACAUGAGACUUCACAUCAGUGAAGCACAGAAUUUGGAAGUGGCUUUGACUGACCUAAGGAUACAUAACAGCAUCUUAUGGGGAUUUCUUUCAUUGGACAUGUCUGCCCUUUCAUUGGAAAUCUGUUAUUGGGCAGCUGAUUACUGCAGCUGAUCUAACACAUCAGGCUGCAUUGAAACUGCAGUAUAACAACACUGCAUUUAAGUCAAACUACCAGCCUGGAUAGACUGACAAAUGUUGUCAUUUGUUCUCUUCGUCGUCUAAUUAAAAUUAUUGGAUUGUUGGUGCUAAAUGCAGGUCUAAAUUAAGGAACCGUAAAACCCCUUUUCAAACUCUUCCAAUGUUUCUUCAGUAAAAGGCCUCUUUUCAUUCCCUUAUCUCUUGUUUUGACUUUAACAUGCAUCUUGGCUCACAGUCAGGUGCAGGAGAAUCUGUGAUAAAUUACUUUUAGCCUUAGACAGAAGUAAAAUUUUUCUUUUGACUGUUUAUCAUAGUAGAAGCUUGCCUGUAUAACAAACUGCAGGCUAUAUUUAGAAUGUUAUCUGUUCUCAUUUCUCAGUCACUCUGGUCCUUCAGCAAUAAACAAACUUGAUUUAUCUGUCAUUUUUUAUCGUCAGAUGUGAACCAGUUAAUCAGUGUGUAGGGCUAUAACAGCUGUGAUGUAGGCUAUGAUCGCCACUUUUUAAAAAAAUGAUGUGUUUAAUGUGCUCAAAUUGGAAGUGUGGAAGUUUGUUGAUGAAAGGGUGGCAUCUGAAAACAUCAUAGACAAUGUGAGCAUGUGAAAUAUACUUACAAAUUGAAUUAUGGUUUAAUUGAUAUUUAAAUUGUCUAAAAAGAGGUGUGUUCAUGUAUGAAUCUCUGGGAAACUGCUCAUCAGACAAUAUAUUUUAAGGAACAGUAUGCACAGACUAAUACUUUACAUUCUGUUGCCUAACCAGUUGGGCAGGAUAUCACAUUAUCAGUGCAGGAACAGACUCAGAGGCAAUAAGCUGCUUCAGAGCAAGUUAAGGCCCAUUGGCAGGGGAUCCAGCUGUGCAGCCGUCAUCAGUAACUGACUUUGCUUCAGAUGGCGCCUGAGAGGGAUUUAGCUACUAAGAGAAGAGGCUCACUGGCUGAUGAAAGGGCAUAAAAGGCAUAAUACUCUAUGCUGAAUCAGACUAUUUACUGAUUUUUAGGUGAUGAGUAACAUCUUAAAAUCAAUUCUGAAUUAUGUAAGAAGCAAAUGCAAGGAGGCUAAAACAGAAGUUAUGUACUCUCUUAUCUUAGCACAUGCCUGUUUUUUAGACCCGGUUUGAUGAACU
This is a messenger RNA of Siniperca chuatsi (mandarin fish), 2751 nucleotides long. RefSeq lists its product as uncharacterized. Bases 1 to 1038 code for a protein of 345 amino acids. The record is from RefSeq and is a predicted model, not a curated record. The transcript has 5 exons. NCBI's taxonomy places the organism in Eukaryota, Metazoa, Chordata, Actinopteri, Centrarchiformes, Sinipercidae.